AUGUCGUGCCUUUCCAGCAUCUUCAGCUGCUGCCUACCCUCCAAGCUCAACGAGAAGUCAGAAGCACCCACAGCGGAGCGUCCAGCUCCCAACUCCACUACCACUCAUCCCUCGAGCCCCAACCCCAGCUCAAACCACGACAUUAACAACCUCGAACCACCCCAAAAUGGCUACAACCAGGUCGUCCCUCUCCCCGCGUACACUCCCCGGCCAAUGAGCAUCCGGGAAAAGACCCUCGAAGCCCACAUGCGCGAUCCCCCAGUCUCCAACGAGACCUACCUUAGCUCAGGUGAAAAGCAGCGCCUGGCCUGGGAAGAAGCGGCCAAUUCUCCAGACUACUACCCCUACCACACCCAUCCCCGCCCCGAAGAUGUCUCCUCCGAUGCCUCUUCCGCAAUCUCCUUCCCCAGCAGCUACGGCAAUACAUCAACAGCGACUAGGGAGACGCCUCCACCACCGUACUCCCCACGGACCUGGUCCCCCGCCCCGUCUCGCUCAAUGUCGAUUUCAUCGGCGUACCGAAAUCCGCAGAUGCCGAUGGCCGCUAUCACGCAGCCGCCGGCGGCGUUUACGCGGUCCAACACGAGACGGAGCAUCGAUGAGCAAAUUACCUCUAGAACUUCAAAUGUGACCGCUCGGUCUGUGCGGAACUCGUGGGAGAGCGAGUCGCGGCGUCCGCAGUCAUAA
This is a messenger RNA of Aspergillus versicolor CBS 583.65, 687 nucleotides long. RefSeq lists its product as uncharacterized. The record is from RefSeq and is a predicted model, not a curated record. The transcript has a single exon. Bases 1 to 687 code for a protein of 228 amino acids. NCBI's taxonomy places the organism in Eukaryota, Fungi, Ascomycota, Eurotiomycetes, Eurotiales, Aspergillaceae.